CCCGGCCUGGGUCAAAUAAACACAGAUAAGCCUCACAUCUCUGAGCUGGAGCUCAGUGUCUGCCAUGAUCCUGACGGUUCCGUCUCCGUGCCUUCCUUCUGCCGCCACUGUCCAGCAGCUGUUCUCUGUGGCCCGAGACGCCGACAUCGUCCCGGACAUCUCCCUGGAUCCGGUGCUCACCACCUUCCUGUCCCUGGACUCUGCCGCCGCCCUGCAGCACCGGUACGGCUUCCUGCAGCGCGGCAUGAGCGGCGAGCAGCAGGCGGCCUUCCACCUGAAUCUCACCGCGCAGCUGAGCAGCAGCAGGGUCACGAACGGCGGCGUAGGGGUCGUCGCCUUGGCCCUGUCCCUGCUGUUUGACCAGGUUGCUCAACAUGUUUCGCCACGGGGAUCCGAAGUUCAGAAGGUGUUCGGCAUCAGCGCCUCGUCCAGAAUCGGAUCGAUGAUCCACGGCUACCUGCGCCUCGUCCCCGCCAUCGCCAACGACGAGGAGAAGAUGGCGGAGGCCGCCGAGCUGUACGACGCCUGGCUUAACCUGGAGCUGAUCGACCAUUAUGAGAGGAUGACCACCAAGAAGAGGAUGAGCACAGAGGCCAUGCGGCAGUGGCUGGCUGGCGCCGCAUUUCACCUGCACCUGAGGAUCCAUCAGGUUCGCCUUCACUCUGUGCCAUCUGGGUCCAUCGAGUCUCUGCGUCUGUCCUACAAGACGGGGUUAAAUCGCCUCGUUAGCGGCUAUGUCGCCUAUUUACGUAAAAAUAUUUUGGAGACUGAAGCGGGGGAAACAUUGGAGCCAAAACGCAGCAGCGUGGAAAACAGCAGCGCCUCCAGCACCGGGAAUGUGACGGCUCACCCGGCUGAUGCCAAAGCCAACUCCACGGCAGGCGACCAGAGGAGCUGCGGGCAGCUGGUGGGAAGAAAUGCUUCGGCGGCGCCGUGUUUCAGGCAACUGGGUCUGCUGGUCAUCGAGCCGCAGAGGGAGGUCAGUCACGGCGUCCGGCACCGGCCCUGUGAGUCUGCGGCCAUCCAGGAGGCCCUGGUGACGCGCAUCAUGAAGGCGCAGGACCUGCAGCGCAACAGGAACUUCUUCCUGUAUCCGGAGAAAGUCCUGCGAGGCCUGCUGAGGCAGAGGCAGCACUUUGAGCUGCGAGCCAACCGGACCGAGGGAAACGGUCCAUCCGGGUCGCAGCCGCGGAGCGGCGGCGGGACAGGGCCGAAUCGAGAAAAAGAAAACCAUACAAUCAAGAGAAUAAAGUCAUAA
Messenger RNA from Poeciliopsis prolifica (blackstripe livebearer), 1258 nucleotides. RefSeq lists its product as uncharacterized. NCBI's taxonomy places the organism in Eukaryota, Metazoa, Chordata, Actinopteri, Cyprinodontiformes, Poeciliidae. The transcript is spliced from 3 exons. The coding region runs from base 65 to 1258 and encodes 397 amino acids. The record is from RefSeq and is a predicted model, not a curated record.